Aspergillus homomorphus CBS 101889 is the source of this 795-nucleotide messenger RNA. RefSeq lists its product as uncharacterized. The record is from RefSeq and is a predicted model, not a curated record. NCBI's taxonomy places the organism in Eukaryota, Fungi, Ascomycota, Eurotiomycetes, Eurotiales, Aspergillaceae. Bases 1 to 795 code for a protein of 264 amino acids. The transcript has a single exon.
AUGAUCACCCCGCCAUACAACCCCAAGCGUUCAUCGUCGUCCUCCUACCCCUCAAACCAUCUCAAAGUCCGCACCUUCACCCAGCGCGGUGAAGCCGAGGAUCCAGACGAAAAACACAACCCGCGGAGCGCGAACGCACUCCCGCACCGCGAGAAGAGACGAAAGACCGGCCAACAGGACAUCAUAAAUACAUUCAAGGACCUCAAUCUACCGAGCUUAGCCCGACUCUCCCACGCAGGGACCGGCUCGUUCGACGCCCCGCAGAUGGACGUCGACAUCGACAUCGACAUCGACACCGCAAUGUCGCUGGAAAUGGACGAGACGAGCACGAUCUCCCUCUUUUCUCCUCCCAAUGGCACUACAACUAUCACUGCUGCAAGCGGAUGGACUGGCACUGAAGACUGCGCUAUCCCGCCACCACCACCUCACCACUCCACCUCCCCGGCACACAGGUUUAGUGCUUUCGUUCCCUUCCCCGGCGCGGACCCCCUGCUGGCAACUAAUCCUGAGCCUUACGCGGAGAGCCACCACGUGCACCAGUACCAUGCUCAGCACCAAUCGUUCUCGCGAACGAGCUUCCCCAUCUAUGAAGACCCGAAUGAUAUCGAGUUGCAGGAGAUUAGAGUUAAUGUCUUUGCUCCGUGGGAUGGAGACAAGGAGAAUAUCGUUGACGAGGACGACGAGAGAGCAUGGACAGUCGGCGGCGGACCGGUAGAGGAGCAGCAGCAGCAGCAGCAGCAACAGUACGAGGAUAGCACCGCGAUGAUGACUUCGUAUUAUUAUGUGCUUACUUGA